Molecule: messenger RNA, 933 nt
Organism: Seminavis robusta
Lineage: Eukaryota; Bacillariophyta; Bacillariophyceae; Naviculales; Naviculaceae
Source: the annotation of a GenBank genome assembly
AAUAGCGUGGGUCCUGUCCACUUGCCUCUCCAUCCAACUCUAUCAGCUUACCAAGAAUAAGUCGCACACUUCUUCAGACAAGCCUGCCCCGCCAACAGCUCUUUGAAACGAAACCAAUGCAGCCAAGCCACGACGUCCACAAUGACAAGAGGAAGCCGCUACCGGUAUCAUCCUUGCAUCUUCAGUCUACACCAUUGAGUCUAUCUGUAUCAUCAAGAUCCAACAGAUAGGAUCCUUAACUUGCUGGCUGGAAUAGAUUCAUAAGGAGAAAUGAUUCGAUUCUUUCUAUUACAAAACAGACAAGGGAAAACCCGAUUAUCGAAAUGGUACGUUCCACCCCAAUCCCGUGGAACGCACAGUGUCGAAGCGGAAAAGACGCGCAUUGAAGCCGAAGUGCAUCGGUUCGUGACGGCUCGUGACAAGAAGUACACGAAUUUCAUCGAGUACAACAAUUACAAACUCAUCUACCGACGAUACGCUGGGUUGUUUUUUACAAUUGCCGUCGAUGUCAAUGACAACGAAUUGAGUUAUUUGGAAACCAUUCAUCUCUUUGUCGAAUUGUUGGAUUCCUACUUUUCCAAUGUCUGCGAACUCGAUAUCGUCUUUAAUUUCAACAAGGUGUACUCCAUUCUAGAUGAAUUCAUGAUGGCGGGGGAAAUUGAAGAAACUUCCAAACGAGAAAUUCUAGACAGAGUCAAAGAUAUGGAAAAAAUGGAGUAGUAGAAACAAAAAAAGAGCAAGAACUGAAAUGCAGGAAAGAGGGAGAGAGAGACAGACAACAAGUCAACAUGGAAUAUUCAUCUCUACCAUAUUCAAACAAUUCACUUCAAUCCAUCAGUCGUGAUGAUGAUUAUGGUCGGGAAACCAUGUAUUUGGAAGCAUGUUGUACACUCUAGAGAAACUAAACUAGGCAUGCACAUCCAAGACUGGUCC